Magnolia sinica is the source of this 741-nucleotide messenger RNA. RefSeq names its product enhancer of rudimentary homolog. Lineage: Eukaryota; Viridiplantae; Streptophyta; Magnoliopsida; Magnoliales; Magnoliaceae. The transcript has 4 exons. Bases 150 to 461 code for a protein of 103 amino acids. The record is from RefSeq and is a predicted model, not a curated record.
CUCCUUUUAAAAACAGAAAAGGCGUCGUCCUCUUUCACGCGCAUACGGUCUUUGGUGCGGAGCGUUUCACUGAAAGCAGAAACGGGAAAAAAAACAUCCCAUUUUCAGAAUUUCUAUACAUUCCCGCCAGAUUUCAAGCUAUUGAAGAAAUGGCUAACAAGCACACCAUUAUUCUGAUGCAGACAGCUCAAAACAGAGCAACUAGGACAUUUAUGGAUUAUGAGUCCAUUAGUCAGGCUAUGGAUGGAAUCUGUGGACUGUAUGAGAGGAAGCUUAAGGAGCUUAACCCAGCCAUCAGAAACAUCACUUAUGACAUCUCAGAUCUCUACAAUUUCAUUGAUGGUCUUGCAGACCUGAGUGCUCUGGUAUAUGAUCACUCGAUUCAGGCAUAUCUGCCAUAUGAUAGGCAGUGGAUCAAACAGCGGACGUUUCAGCACCUCAAGAGAUUGGCCACACAUUGAAUAAGGUAAGCAGCACCCACCCAUUACUACAUGGAUUUACACACGGCAUGUGAGUGAAUCAUAUACUAAAGGAGCUGGUGAUGAAGAUAGUAAAUAGUUAGAUCCCUGUCUGUGUGGGCUUUCCUCUUGUAUUUUGAGCCUAUGAGCACCAACAAAAUCACUGUUGUUUCUAGAACUUGCCCCUGGUCGUCCAUGGACGACAAUGGCGGCAUGCCCGUUUGAGAUGGAUUGUAUUCGAUUGGUAAAAGUAAUUGCAUAUUUGCUGUAUUUUGCAACUGUA